Engraulis encrasicolus (European anchovy) is the source of this 3198-nucleotide messenger RNA. RefSeq names its product vitronectin a (gene vtna). The record is from RefSeq and is a predicted model, not a curated record. The coding region runs from base 23 to 1966 and encodes 647 amino acids. Gene Ontology annotation, biological process: cell-matrix adhesion; cell adhesion mediated by integrin; immune response. The transcript is spliced from 8 exons. NCBI's taxonomy places the organism in Eukaryota, Metazoa, Chordata, Actinopteri, Clupeiformes, Engraulidae. Gene Ontology annotation, molecular function: extracellular matrix binding; polysaccharide binding; scavenger receptor activity.
GUCAGUCCCUCAGGCACUCACCAUGAGGCCAGGCCUGAUCCUGCUGACACUGCUGGCACUAGCCACCACAAGCCACUCACAAGAGUCUUGCAUGGACCGCUGUGAGCUUGGCUUUGAUUCUGAGAAGAAAUGCCAGUGUGACACCAUGUGCAAAUACUAUAGCAGUUGCUGCUCCGAUUACGAGACCGCCUGUCGGAUGCACAUCCGUGGGGACACGUUUGUGCUGGCUGAGGAUGACGAGGAGGAGGAGACCAAUGGCACAGACAGCAGCCCAGGCAGAGGGGAAGGGCGGGCGCAGGGGCGGCAGGCAGACCUCCUCACCACCCCUCCUCCCACCCCCACGGUGACCGGAGAGCAACGGACGGUGGACCUGGACGUCAACACAGGAGACCCCAUACCUACUACACACAGCUUCCCAUCAUGGACACCAUCAGACACGCUCAGUCCCUCAACUAUAAGCCCAAGUGCUGCUGCCACCACCGGUGAUGAGGACAGGACAACUGGCUUUCCUGGUGGAGCCACUGAUGUGUCAACAACAGGGACAGACGUUAGCGGGGUGGCAAUGACCACAGGUGCAGUGGGUGGUACCACUGAGGCUUUCGGAACCACUGUGCAUGGAGGAAGUACUGAGCCGACUGCCACCACCACCACCACCACCACAGAGGCCCCGACCACCACCAGCGCCCCGCCUGAGCCCACCCAGCCCAUAGACCCAGAUGCGGAGGCCUGCAGCGGGAGACCCUUUGAUGCCUUCCUGCAGCUGAAGAAUGGGACCAUCUUUGCAUUCAGGGGGCAGUACUUCUUUGGGCUGGAUGAGAAGUCAGUAAUGCGGGGCUACCCAAGACUAAUCAAGGAUGUGUGGGGGAUAUCUGGACCCAUAGACGCCGCCUUCACCCGCAUCAACUGCCAGGGAAAAACAUACAUUUUCAAGGGAAAUAAAUACUGGCGAUUUGAGGACGAGGUGUUGGAUGAGGAUUUCCCGCGAGACAUCAACGUGGGCUUCACUAAGAUCCCUGACGACGUGGACGCAGCCUUUUCCAUCCCAGCUCAUGGCCACCACGGCCAUGAGAAGGUCUACUUCUUCAAAGGCGAACAGUAUUACCUGUAUGAGUUCAAACAUCAGCCCACCCAUGAGGAAUGUGCUGAGAUGUCCGUGAGGUCCCCCUCCGUGCCUUUCCAGCAGUACAACAACAUGUACUACGACAGCUGGCAGGACUUUUACAACAUGCUCUUCGGGAGAUUGCCAGAGUCCCACCACGGGCCGCACUUCAUCCACAAGGACUGGAAGGGCCUCAAGGCCCCCGUAGACGCCGUGAUGGCCGGCCGGCUCUACAUCACGUCACGGCCCCCCCCUGACCUGUACCCACCACCACCCCCCAGGAGAAACGACCAGCAGCAGUGGGGGCAGCAGUACCGGCAGCAGUAUAGCCAGGACUGGGAACAGCAGUAUGGCCGCCGCAGGCAGAACCGCUCCCCACCUGAGGGGCCAGGGGCAGCAGCAGCAGCAGCAGCCCAGGGACCCUUUAACAUCGGGAGUUUUUUCGCCGAACGCGGGAUGAACAUCGGCAGGGAGUUCGCCGAGCGCGGUAUGAACCUGGGACGGGAGAUGGCGGAGCGCGGGAUUAACAUCGGCAGGGAGUUCGCGGGCAGCAACAGGUACGGCGAUUACCUGAGAGAUCUGGAGGACCGCUGGAGGGACGAGGAGGACCGUCGACGAGAUGAAGAGGACCGACUGAGGGACCGGUGGAGGGACGAGUACAGCCGUCGCUACGACUACGACUACAGAUACUUCUACGACGUGCUUCAGAAGAGUCAGCCUGUGCAGGCGGUGUACUUCUUCAGAGGAGACAAAUACUACAGAGUGGAUCUGAAGUCCAAGAGAGUGGAUCCUGGAAACCCUCCAUAUCCACGGCCCAUCGCCAAAUUCUGGCUCGGCUGCAAGGACAAACCUGGGGAAGAGAAAUGAGCCUCUGGGUCAUGUUGGGACGAAAUACAUCCUAAUCAUGUUCGGAUCUGACAUGGACAGUAUGAGGGCCGCCAUUUUCUAUCACCACAUUGUCGUUUUUUUAUGAUCAUUACCAGAUUUGUAUCAGUCAUCACUGACGAACCGGUAACACUUUAUUUUAGAGUUACAUCUAUUACCACUAAUACAUAAAAUGUGCCUGUAUAAGUAACUUCUAAGGCAUGUACAAAGCAAAAUCAAACAUUUGUUAGGCAUGUAUUCGCAAAUGUUCAUGCACAAUAAGGGAUUUAUUACCAAUUUAACCUUAGUAAGGACCUAUAGGCCGUAGCUUGUGCUUAGUACAUGCCUUACAAGUUACUUAUGCAGGCAUUAACAUUGUAUGUAUUAGUACUGAUAGAUAACGCUUAAAUAAAAUGUUACCUCACUGACCUCCUGUUUACCAUUGCAAGUGCACCUCAACAAGUUCUGGACCUUUGUAGGCCUACAAUAAAUUUUCAGACAUUGUGCAGGUUAUUUAUCAUAUGAUGCAUAUGGAUUUUUUUCAAAAUGCAUGUGAACACUUUAUUCCACUGAAAGCCCAAACGAUGAUUAGCCUCACAGCAGGACAAUGAGAUGCAUGUUUAAGUAUUAAUUGCAUACCCUUUAUUACAUGUAAGACAUAAUGCCAAUAGAAAUACCUAAUGUGAACUGCACAGCUGGAGGGUUCAUGCCAUUGUUUGGCAAGUGACAAAUACAGUUCAGUGAUUGGAUGUAUUUUCCUUUUUUGUCAAAUCUUUUAUUGUUCUGUUGCAUUGUCUCUGUUUGCUUCAAAUGAGCUCCCAAACAAGUCUCCUACGGGUUAAAUGUCAUGGAUUCUUGAGAAUGUGGCUAAAACAGCUUUUAAUUUCGAAAGAUUUUGAAGAUUGUUCAAAUCCAAAAUGUAGAGGUAUUAUCAGACGACAAAGGUCUUGGCUGUGCAGCAAUGUAUCAGUCAACCUCCCCAUGUUUUACUUUUUUCAGAAAACAGGCUAUUACUUGGUUUUGUUAACACAGGCAGACACAAUUAGUAGGCUAGUAAAAAGAAAAUGUUUAGUGUAUUAACGUGAAUAAUUACUUUAAUAAUUCUGCAGAAUUGUAGAUACAUUCAUAGCACAUUCAUAGACUCACUUUGCUGUUCUGUAGAACUGCUUGGUGUUCUUCCAUGUAGUGGUGAUGUUAUUAAAUUCAAUCAGUGAUUUUUGUUUUAGUGUAACAGA